GUUUGUUGUUCAUUUCCUUCAAACAAAAGUCCCCAACCAGAAUCACAAAUGGACGCUGGCGAAUCAGCUGCUGCGGCGUCGACUGGCGAGACCAAAGUCAAGCGCAACUAUCGCAAGGACAAGCCUUGGGACAACGACACAAUCGAUCACUGGAAGAUCGAGACCUUCACAAACGAAGACAACAAGGGCGGCUCGCUGCUCGAAGAGUCCUCGUUCGCCACACUCUUCCCAAAGUACCGCGAAAAGUACCUCAAGGAGGUCUGGCCUCACGUGACCAAGGCGCUCGAUGAUGUGGGUAUUGCUUGCGAGCUUGAUCUCAUCGAAGGUAGCAUGACGGUUCGCACCACCAAAAAGACGUUCGACCCGUUCAUCAUUUUGAAAGCGCGCGACCUGAUCAAGCUGCUGGCACGCAGCGUUCCGCUCGCCCAAGCCCUCAAGAUUCUGGAAGAUGAUGUUGUUUGCGACAUUAUCAAGAUUGGCAACAUUGUGCGAAACAAGGAGCGCUUUGUCAAGCGACGACAACGCCUGCUUGGUCCCAACGGCGCCACUCUCAAGGCGAUCGAGUUGCUGACCGACUGCUAUGUUAUGGUGCAAGGCAACACUGUUGCCGCAAUGGGCGGCUACAAGGGAUUGAAGGAGGUUCGCCGCAUUGUGGAGGACUGUCUGCACAACGUUCACCCAAUCUACAAUAUCAAGACUCUUAUGAUCAAGCGCGAGCUGGCAAAAGACCCCGCUCUUGCAACCGAGAGCUGGGACCGCUUCCUGCCACAAUUCAAGAAGAAGAAUGUCAAGCAAAAGAAACCCAAGAUCACAAAAAAGGAGAAGACUCCCUUCCCGCCGUUGCCCCAGCCCAGCAAGAUCGACUUGCAACUCGAGUCCGGCGAGUAUUUCCUCAAGGAAGACGACCGUCGUGCCCAGCUGCGACAAGAGCGUGAGGAGCGCCAGGCUGAAGCUGCAGAGGCAAAGCGCAGCCAACGCGAGAAGGCUUUCGAAGCCCCCGCUGAGCCUGCUCAUCCCACGCGAAGCAAGGACGCGUCUGCCAAAUCUGCCGCAUCUGUGGCUGCACAAGACCCCACGACAACCAAGAACAUGGAUGUGGAAGCUCUGAAGAACCGACUUCGUGGCGAGAAGCGUCGACACGACGAUGGCAAGUCGGUAACUAGCAGCGAUUUUGUCCUCAAGCCAAAGUCAAAGAAGUCUCGCACCGAUUAACAAAAUCCAAAACAAGGGUUUUUUUUAUUUGUUAUUUCAUGACAUUUUGAUUGAAAACUCAUUCUUGCUGUUGCUGUGCACGAUACUGCGUCCAAGUAGUCCCAAUAAAAUGGAUCGCGCGAG
Messenger RNA from Capsaspora owczarzaki ATCC 30864, 1335 nucleotides. Its product is annotated as ribosomal RNA assembly protein mis3. Bases 49 to 1212 code for a protein of 387 amino acids. The transcript is spliced from 7 exons. Gene Ontology annotation, molecular function: RNA binding. Lineage: Eukaryota; Filasterea; Ministeriida; Capsasporidae. The record is from RefSeq and is a predicted model, not a curated record. Gene Ontology annotation, cellular component: small-subunit processome; nucleolus.